Molecule: messenger RNA, 1455 nt
Organism: Fragaria vesca subsp. vesca
Lineage: Eukaryota; Viridiplantae; Streptophyta; Magnoliopsida; Rosales; Rosaceae
Product: cytochrome P450 87A3-like
Exons: 9
Coding region: 1-1455 (484 amino acids)
Biological process (GO): sterol metabolic process
Molecular function (GO): monooxygenase activity; heme binding; oxidoreductase activity, acting on paired donors, with incorporation or reduction of molecular oxygen
Source: RefSeq, a predicted model, not a curated record
AUGUUGGCUUUAUGCAUUGUAGCAUUGGUUGUUUUAAGCAUUACUCAUUGGGUUUAUAGGUGGAAGAAUCCCAAAUGCAAUGGCAAACUUCCACCAGGUUCAAUGGGAUUGCCACUUAUUGGGGAGACUUUACAGUUUUUCACUCCCAACACCUCUUCUGAUAUUCCUCCCUUCAUCAAGAAAAGGAUGGAAAGGUAUGGUCCAAUUUUCAGGACUAAUUUGGUGGGAAGACCAGUAAUAGUAUCAACAGACCCGGAUCUCAAUUACUUUGUUUUCCAACAAGAGGGUAAUCUGUUUCAUAGCUCAUAUCCUUAUUCCUUCACAGAGAUCUUUGGGAGAAAAAAUGUGGGUAACUUGCAUGGGAUUAUGUACAAGUACCUCAAAAACAUAAUGCUGCAUCUCUUUGGCCCUGAAAGCCUUAAAAAGAUGAUCACAGAAAUUGAGCAGGCAGCACUCAGAAGAUUACAACAAUGGUCAUCUGAGGACACAAUAGAGUUCAAAGAUGCUUCUGCAAGUCUGAUAUUUGAUCUUGCUGCAAAGAAACUAAUCAGUUAUGACUCAGAAAAGUGUUCGGAGAAGAAUCUACGGAAUAACUUCAGUGCAUUCAUACAAGGAUUGAUUUCCUUUCCUGUGGACAUCCCUGGAACAGCUUAUUAUAAAUGUGUACAGGGUAGGAAAAAUGCAAUGAGAAUGUUGGUAAACCUGCUACAAGAAAGACGAGAAAAUCCGCGAAAGCAGCCUAUAGAUUUUUUUGAUCAUGUGCUUGAAGAAUUCAAGAAAGAGGGAACAAUCCUAACAGAACCAAUUUUUCUGGAUUUAAUGUUUGUGCUACUUUUCGCAAGCUUUGAAACAACUUCCCUAGCUUUAACAUUGGCCAUCAAGUUUCUUUCAGACCAUCCUGCGGUGCUAAAGAAAUUAACGGAAGAACAUGAGAUGAUCUUGAAGCAAAGGGAAAAUGCUGAUUCUGGACUUACAUGGAAAGAAUACAAAUCAAUGACAUUCACAUUUCAGAUCAUCAACGAAACUGUUAGACUAGCAAAUAUAGUUCCAGGUGUCUUCCGCAAAGCAAAAAGAGAGAUACAGUUCAAAGGACACACCAUUCCAGCAGGUUGGGUAGUAAUGGUUUGUCCCCCGGCCGUUCACUUAAACCCUCAAAAAUAUGCUGAUCCUGUUGCCUUCAGUCCAGAAAGAUGGGAGGGAAUGGAAACAAGUAGUGUAUCAAAAAAUUUCAUGGCUUUUGGUGGCGGCAUGAGAUUCUGCGUUGGAACAGACUUUGCUAAGGUGCAGAUGGCUGUUUUUUUGCAUUGCUUGGUGACCAAGUACAGGUGGCAAGCAGUGAGGGGUGGCAAUAUAGUCCGAACUCCAGGUUUACAAUUCCCAGAUGGUUUCCACAUUCGAGUACAGGAGAAAGAAGAUGCAAGUAACAAGAAACAGCAAACAACUCCAGACACUUGA